Messenger RNA from Herpailurus yagouaroundi (jaguarundi), 1941 nucleotides. It is a transcript of the gene COMTD1, whose product is annotated as catechol-O-methyltransferase domain containing 1. Lineage: Eukaryota; Metazoa; Chordata; Mammalia; Carnivora; Felidae. The transcript has 8 exons. Gene Ontology annotation, molecular function: S-adenosylmethionine-dependent methyltransferase activity; O-methyltransferase activity. The record is from RefSeq and is a predicted model, not a curated record. Bases 1053 to 1841 code for a protein of 262 amino acids.
GUUGGAGCACCUAGCCCGGGGGGGGGGGGGGGGGAGGUGACCUUGAGCGGCCGGAUGACCCGCUGCCCUUUGGCCCUGGACUCCUUUUAAAUGUAAGUUACAGCCCACCAAGUGCCGGCCCUGUGUAAAUCCUUCACGUGGAUUUUCUCGUUUCAUCCCCUGGGAGGUGGCGACUGUGAAUAACCCCAUUUUGCAGAAGAGGAAAUUGUGAAAGCAGAGCUGCUCCCCAUUCUAGUGUGUGCUGUGGUCUCUGAAUGCAGCGUCACUAGGAAUACAAGCCACUGGCUUCUUUCGCCUUCCCCACUUUGUGUUACACUGCCAUUUACUGGACACCUACUGUGUGCCAGGUUGUGGGAUCUGGUGCUGUUUACCGUAAGACCGUGGUUCCUACUUCACACAAAAUAAACAGGCUGAGAAAGAGGGACCCAAGAGCUCAUACGUCUGUCUGGCACCCAACGGCGGGUUUCUAAGAACCUUGUCUCAGAGCCCCAUCAACAAGACCUGCCUCUGGACUCUCAAGCCUCCCCUCCUGUGGUUUUUGUCCCCAAACCGGGUCCUUCAAUCGGAUACCCUCACUCACCUCCCACGGGAAACCUCCCCUAAUUCUCUCAGUCCCUCUCGGAACUCCUGUAAUUUCUAUCACUUCAUGCAAAUUACUAUCCUGUUACGCCAGCGGCCCAGCCACCCACCCACAUAUGCCCCAGGGUCCCAGCAGAAGCAGCAGCGAUAAUAAGAAGCACCCAGGAGGGGCAUCAAAUUUCUACCUCCCUGACCCAGGACCGUAGACCUCGAGGACCCGCACCGAAAGCCCAGACCCCAGAUGCAGGGCUUGCGCCCCUUCCCGGGCGCAGUUCCAAGCGCAGCCACCAGAUGGCGCCCGGCUCGCUCUAGCGGGGCUUGCAGUAAAGCUGUGCGGCCGCCAGAUGGCGUUCGAGACCGCAGUUCUGCGGGCAGUACCGGGACAAGGCGGAGACUAGAAGGCAGGCGGGUCCCAGUGCGGGCGCAGAAGCCCAAGCCAAGUGACCUGGACGUCGCUCCCUCCUGGCCGCACCAUGAUCCAGCCCGCACCCCGGCUCUCUGUGCCCGCCGCGUUGGUCCUGGGCUCCGCCGCUCUGGGCGCCGCCUUCGCCACCGGCCUCUUCCUGGGGAGACGGUGCCAUCCGGAGCGAUCCCGGCGAGAGAAGCGCCUGCUGCCCCCUGAAGACAGCCCCCUCUGGCAGUAUCUGCUGAGCCGCUCCAUGCGGGAGCAUCCGGUGCUGCGGAGCCUACGGCUGCUGACCCUGGAGCAGCCGCAGGGAGAUUCCAUGAUGACCUGUGAGCAGGCCCAGCUUCUGGCCAACCUGGCACGACUCAUCAAGGCGAAGAAGGCGCUGGACCUGGGCACUUUCACAGGCUACUCAGCCCUAGCGUUGGCCUUGGCGCUGCCCCCGGCCGGGCGCGUAAUAACCUGCGAGGUGAACCCAGAGCCUCCGGAGCUGGGGCGGCCCCUGUGGAGGCAGGCUGAGGAGGAACACAAGAUCGACCUUCGGUUGAAGCCCGCCCUGGAGACCCUGGACGAGCUCCUGGCCGCGGGCGAAGCUGGCACCUUCGACGUGGCCGUGGUAGACGCGGACAAGGAGAACUGUGCCGCCUACUAUGAGCGGUGCCUGCAGCUGCUGCGCCCUGGAGGAGUCCUCGCCGUCCUCAGCGUCCUGUGGCGCGGAGAGGUGUUACAGCCUCAACCGCGGGACACCGAGGCCCAGUGCGUGCGGAACCUGAACGAGCGCAUCCUGCGGGACGCCAGGGUCCACAUCAGCCUUCUGCCUCUGGGCGACGGCCUCACCUUAGCCUUCAAGAUCUAGGGCUGGCCCCCCGAGAGUGGCCUCAAGUGAGGGGACCUGGGUACCCCAGACAUCAACCCUGAGUUCUAAAUUCGACAAUAAAGUGGGGCCUGGGACAAGA